This is a messenger RNA of Cucurbita moschata (crookneck pumpkin), 861 nucleotides long. Its product is annotated as endo-1,3;1,4-beta-D-glucanase. Gene Ontology annotation, molecular function: hydrolase activity. NCBI's taxonomy places the organism in Eukaryota, Viridiplantae, Streptophyta, Magnoliopsida, Cucurbitales, Cucurbitaceae. The record is from RefSeq and is a predicted model, not a curated record. The transcript has 8 exons. Bases 38 to 757 code for a protein of 239 amino acids.
CGUCAUCGUCGUUGAAAUCAGAGUGAGAGCAACAAAAAUGUCAGGCCCGCAGUGCUGCUCGAACCCACCGUCUCUAAACCCCACCAGCGGCGCCGGCCAUGUCGAACAACUCGGCGGCCUCAGCGCCUAUGUCAGUGGCGCCCCCGACUCCAAAAACGCCGUCAUUUUCAUCACCGAUGUCUAUGGAUAUGAAGCUCCACUUUUAAGGAAGCUAGCAGAUAAGGUUGCAGCUGCUGGGUUCUUUGUGGUUGCUCCUGAUUUCUUCAAGGGAGAUCCAUUUGUUGCAAAUGAUCCUAAUAGGCCAAUUAAAGAGUGGCUACAAGAACAUGGACCUGAGAAGUCUUUUGAUGAUGGGAAGGCAGUCGUUGAAGCUCUGAAAAGCAAAGGUAUUUCGGCGAUCGGAGCGGUCGGCAUUUGUUGGGGUGCCAAGGUUGUGGUUGCACUUGCAAAGGUCGAGUUGAUUCAAGCUGCUGUGUUGCUUCAUCCGUCUUUGGUUACUGUCGAUGACAUCAAAGAGGUCAAAGCUCACGUUUCAGUGCUAGGGGCGGAGAUCGAUCAUAUGUCUCCUCCAGAACUCUUGAAACAGUUUGAAGAGGCCUUGGCUGCAAAGCCCGAGGUUGAUGCGUUCGUGAAGAUCUUUCCGAAAGUCUCUCAUGGGUGGACUGUGAGGUACAAUGUUGAAGAUGAAGAGGCUGUCAAAUGUGCAGAUGAGGCUCAUGGAGACUUGUUGGCUUGGUUUACUAAGUACCUUAAGUAAUUGAUGAACUGCCAUUUCUAGCCUUAUUGCUACUGACACUGUGUGUUGUUUGCCGUUUUACUCUUGAAGCUUUUAGAAUAACAAGUUUGGAAUAAAUUUGGAAC